AUGAUCGGAGCGAUCGUCCCCUAUGUCAGUAAGAUACGCAGGUCGUAUCAGUCAAAUGACCUCAUCGACCGGCUCAACUAUCAGUAUACCGCUAUGCUGGUUGCCUUAGGUGCUAUCACACUGGCUGCAACACAAUAUGUCGGAAAACCGAUACAAGUAAGCUUUCGCAGAGUUGUUGGAUAUCUCAGAGAAAUAUGAAA
Molecule: messenger RNA, 200 nt
Organism: Cylicostephanus goldi
Lineage: Eukaryota; Metazoa; Nematoda; Chromadorea; Rhabditida; Strongylidae
Source: the annotation of a GenBank genome assembly